GAGAAAGUGGAAAAAAAACCUUUUUUUUUAGAGAGAGAAAGAGAGGGUAGCCCUAGAAAAAUAUGCAACCGGAUAAGGACUUUUGCAGCUGAGACACUGCAAAAAGAGUUAUAUAGAGAGAGAAAAGAAAAACUAUUUUUUUUUAUAUAUUUUAUCUUUUCAAUUUUGAUGUUUUCUUUUUUUAUUUAUUUAACAUCUUUUUUCCAUUGUUGUGGAGUAAUUUGCUUCUUUGCAGUGCACACUGACACAGUGACACAGUGGUUCUCUCACCUCUCCUUCUCUGUGUAACUCUGCCACCACUCUUCAUUUCCCCAAGAGAAAAAGAAAAAGGAAAAGAAAAAAACUGUUCAACUUUUUUUCAACUGAAUCAAUCACUAGCUUCCAUUUCUUCACAGGUGGAACUGUGAAUGUGCACCGCAGCUUUUUGAUCCUGUUCCUAAAAUAACUAGGUGAUAACUUUUGGUGUACUGAAUAUUGGGGUGUCAGUUUCCUGUGAAAGAUUCUGAAGGCAAUUGAAGUAAAUGCCAUGGAUCGUGGGGACCAAAUGGCGUUAUCCGGGUCUUACUAUAUGCAGCAAAGAGGAAUACCUGGAUCUGGAGCACCACCUGAGUUACAUAUUUCGCCUAAUAUGCGUCCAAUCUCUAAUCCAAAUUUACCAUUUCAAUCCAGCAUUGGUGGUGGUACCAUUGGAUCCACAUUGCCAUUGGAAUCUUCAGCAAUUUCAGCUCAUGGUGUCAAUGUGGGAGCUCCUACUGGGGCACCUCCAGGGGAACCUGUUAAGAGGAAGAGAGGAAGGCCUAGGAAAUAUGGAACCGACGGAAGUGUGUCAUUGGCAUUGACUCCAACUCCAACAUCAUCUAGCUAUCCUGGAGCCUUGACACAAAGCCAGAAACGUGGCAGAGGGCGCCCACCCGGGACUGGGAAGAAACAGCAAUUGGCUUCGCUUGGUGAAUUGAUGUCUGGUUCAGCUGGGAUGGGAUUCACUCCUCAUAUAAUCAAUAUUGCAAGUGGAGAAGACAUUACAACAAAAAUCAUGGCAUUUUCUCAGCAGGGAGCUAGAGCUGUAUGCAUUUUGUCAGCCAAUGGUGCUGUCUCUACUGUCACACUUCGUCAGCCAUCAACUUCAGGUGGCACUGUCACAUACGAGGGGCGCUUUGAGAUAGUGUGUCUGUCAGGCUCUUACUUGGUCACCGAUAAUGGUGGCUCACGCAAUCGAACUGGUGGAUUGAGUGUGUCCCUUGCUAGUCCUGAUGGUCGUGUCAUUGGUGGUGGAGUUGGUGGAGUGCUUAUUGCAUCAAGUCCUGUUCAGGUGGUAGUUGGGAGUUUUCUAUGGGGUGGAUCAAAGACAAAGAACAAGAAAAAGGAAUCCUCAGAAGGUUCAGAAGUUGCUGUGGAGUCAGAUCACCAGGGAGUUCAUAAUCCAGUUUCACUGAAUAGCAGCAUCUCACCAAAUCAAAACCUUCCUCCAACCCCCCCAUCUUUAAAUCCUUGGUCGACAUCGCGUCCAUUGGACAUGCGUAAUUCCCAUGUUGACAUCGAUUUAAUGCGUGGGUGACACAUUGUUGAAUAUACACUAGUGCUGUGUAUAUAUAUUUCAGAUUCAUGGUCGCUCAUCUAAUUUUUGUUGUAGUAGUAAAAUGGCAGAAUGGGAAGUACCAACAGCAGAGUAGAGCCAGCUGACUUUUGCAAAUUGAUAAAUCUCACUUAUAUCCAUCCACCCUUGAUGAUUAUUGACUUGGGGUUGUACUCAUAUUUUUGUAGCUGUGAGGAAUUUUCAAUUUGAAGGUUGUAUGUUCCUGAUUGGUAAUGAUACAAUUUGUCUUAUUUGGAAAAAUAAUUGACAUUGGGCUAGAUGUUUUAUGUGGUUUAGGAGCAUCGAUUGUUACAUAAUAUCAUGUGAUUUUUGUCAUAGAAUUGUCUUCUAGAAGGCAAUGACAAGGGGAACAUGAAGAUUUAUUGCUGAUAAUGCAUGAUGUAAAAUCGUUUUGUAUUCUAAUGGUGUGGGGUUGCAGAGUUUCUUAUUAUAGCUAUAGUAGCUGUCCCUUUGGUGCCAGUA
Messenger RNA from Glycine soja, 2056 nucleotides. Its product is annotated as AT-hook motif nuclear-localized protein 9-like. Gene Ontology annotation, molecular function: minor groove of adenine-thymine-rich DNA binding. Bases 527 to 1555 code for a protein of 342 amino acids. The transcript is spliced from 6 exons. The record is from RefSeq and is a predicted model, not a curated record. NCBI's taxonomy places the organism in Eukaryota, Viridiplantae, Streptophyta, Magnoliopsida, Fabales, Fabaceae.